This is a messenger RNA of Paramecium sonneborni, 369 nucleotides long. Lineage: Eukaryota; Ciliophora; Oligohymenophorea; Peniculida; Parameciidae. The record is from the annotation of a GenBank genome assembly.
AUGUAAAUUUAUCCACAACCUUAGGAUGAAACAGAUCGAUAAUUUAUUGAAAUCCCAUUCAAUAUUAAAGAUUAAAAUCAAUAAAAUAAAUACCAAUCAGAAAGCAUUGAGACAACAUAAAAAGAUUAAUUAUCAUCUUAAAUUAAAUCUAAAGGUUUUUCAUCUUCAGAUCAAAAAUCUUAUUCUUAGAAAAAAGUUCGUGUUGAUUCAAAAGGUUAACCAAUACUUAAAAAAUCAAAAGCUCACUAAAUUACAUUUAGCAAUUAAUUAUAUCAAAUACAUUAUGUAGAAUGUUGGAAAGAUUAUAAUUUAAAUGACUAUUAAGAAGAAGAAAAAGAAAGCUGUUGCCCUUUUUGCACAAUCUUUUGA